Molecule: messenger RNA, 1116 nt
Organism: Eurypyga helias (sunbittern)
Lineage: Eukaryota; Metazoa; Chordata; Aves; Eurypygiformes; Eurypygidae
Gene: B3GNT4
Product: UDP-GlcNAc:betaGal beta-1,3-N-acetylglucosaminyltransferase 4
Exons: 1
Coding region: 1-1116 (371 amino acids)
Cellular component (GO): membrane
Molecular function (GO): hexosyltransferase activity
Source: RefSeq, a predicted model, not a curated record
AUGUACCCCAGGGUUAAGAACCUCGCUCUUUACGCCAUCUCAGCCACGCUGCUGGCCUGCGUCUUCUACAUGAGGAAAGAGGCAAAGCUGGCAGCGGCGUCAGACGGGAAAGGGGAUGUCGGGAGUCAGAAACCAACGUCUUUGAUUCCAGGCAGUGCCCAACUCAGCAAGUGUUUGCCAGACUUGGCCGUCGCCAAUUCUUCUCUCGCCCUCCCAGAGCUUCACCGCGUCUUCUUAACGUACAAGCACUGCUGGAACUUCUCGGCCCUGCUGAAGCCUUCCAGGAGUAGCAGAGAGACAUUCCUCCUGCUGGCAAUCAAGUCUUCCCCCAUCAACAUAGACCGGCGAGUGGCAAUCAGGAACACGUGGGGGAAGGAGGUCUCCAUUGGCAGCAAGCGCAUCAGGCUGGUAUUCCUUCUAGGGCGCUCGGAGGCCAAAAUCCAUGUGCAGCCCCUGCACCAGCUGCUGGCUUACGAGAGCCAGGAGUUUGAUGACAUCUUGCAGUGGGAUUUUGUUGACAACUUCUUCAACUUGACCCUCAAAGAGCUGCAUUUCCUCCGCUGGUUCAUGGAGGACUGCCUGCACGCCAGGUUUGUGCUGAAGGGCGAUGACGAUGUCUUUGUCAACACUUACAACAUUGUUGAGUUCCUGCAAGAACUGGACCCUGAACAGGAUCUCUUUGUUGGGGAUGUGAUCACCAACGCCCGGCCCAUCCGGAACACCAAGGUCAAAUACUUUAUUCCAGAGUCCAUGUACAGAGCCCCCUUCUAUCCUCUCUAUGCGGGUGGAGGGGGCUACGUGAUGUCUAGAGAGACAGUGCGCCGCCUGCGAAGCACCGCAGAGGGCUUGGAGCUCUUCCCGAUAGAUGAUGUCUUUGUGGGAAUGUGUCUGGCAGAGAUGGCGGUGACCCCAGUGAAGCACGCUGGCUUUAAGACUUUCGGGAUCCAGAGACCUUUCAAUCCUUUUGAUCCGUGCUUGUACAAAGCGUUGAUGAUUGUGCACAAACUAAACCCGACCGAGAUGUGGAUCAUGUGGACGCUGGUGAAGGAUGACGGCAUUAAGUGUGCGGUGUCAGUGACGCACAGCUACAGAAGGGGUUGGAAGAGAAGCUACUGA